AGAAGGGGAAGGCGGGAGUGAGGGGGAGAGGGACCUAUUUAAAGCUACCCUGUUGCUCAGACUGUCUCUGUCUGUCUGCCAGGGUCUCCAGCUGCCCCAGACAGGCGGUGUGGUCUUGGGAUCCUCCUGGUGACCUUUCCAGCCUAGGUCCCCUCAGCCACUCUGCCCCAAGAUGGGUCGUGGGGCAGGGCGUGAGUACUCGCCUGCUGCCACCACUGCGGAAAAUGGGGGUGGCAAGAAGAAACAGAAAGAGAAGGAGCUCGAUGAGCUGAAGAAGGAGGUUGCCAUGGAUGACCACAAGCUGUCCUUGGAUGAGCUGGGCCGAAAAUACCAAGUGGAUCUGUCUAAGGGCCUCACCAAUCAGCGAGCUCAGGACAUUCUGGCUAGAGAUGGACCCAACGCCCUUACUCCGCCCCCCACAACUCCUGAGUGGGUCAAGUUCUGUCGUCAGCUUUUUGGGGGCUUCUCUAUCCUGCUGUGGAUUGGGGCACUCCUCUGCUUCUUAGCCUAUGGUAUCCUGGCCGCUAUGGAGGACGAACCAUCCAACGAUAAUUUAUAUCUAGGUAUCGUGCUAGCGGCUGUAGUUAUCGUCACCGGCUGCUUCUCCUACUACCAGGAAGCCAAGAGCUCCAAGAUCAUGGACUCCUUCAAGAACAUGGUGCCUCAGCAAGCUCUGGUCAUCCGAGAGGGAGAAAAGAUGCAGAUCAAUGCAGAGGAGGUGGUGGUGGGAGACCUGGUGGAGGUGAAGGGUGGAGACCGUGUCCCUGCUGACCUCCGGAUCAUCUCUUCCCACGGUUGCAAGGUGGAUAACUCAUCCCUAACAGGGGAGUCGGAGCCCCAGACCCGUUCUCCUGAGUUCACCCACGAGAACCCCUUGGAGACGCGCAAUAUCUGUUUCUUCUCUACCAACUGCGUGGAAGGCACUGCCAGGGGCAUUGUGAUUGCCACAGGUGACCGGACAGUGAUGGGCCGCAUAGCCACUCUUGCCUCUGGCCUAGAGGUGGGACAGACACCCAUAGCCAUGGAGAUCGAGCAUUUCAUCCAGCUGAUCACAGGGGUGGCUGUGUUCCUGGGGGUCUCCUUCUUCGUUCUGUCCCUCAUCCUGGGCUACAGCUGGCUGGAGGCAGUCAUCUUCCUCAUCGGCAUCAUCGUAGCCAAUGUGCCCGAAGGGCUGUUGGCCACCGUGACUGUGUGCCUGACGCUGACAGCCAAGCGCAUGGCUCGCAAAAACUGCCUGGUGAAGAACCUGGAGGCCGUGGAGACGCUGGGCUCCACGUCCACCAUCUGCUCAGACAAGACGGGCACCCUCACCCAGAACCGCAUGACAGUGGCUCACAUGUGGUUUGACAACCAGAUCCAUGAGGCUGACACCACAGAGGACCAGUCUGGGGCCACUUUUGACAAACGGUCCCCCACAUGGACAGCCCUGUCUCGGAUCGCUGGUCUCUGCAAUCGUGCUGUCUUCAAGGCUGGACAAGAGAACAUCUCCGUGUCUAAGCGGGACACAGCUGGAGAUGCUUCUGAGUCAGCUCUGCUCAAGUGCAUUGAGCUGUCCUGUGGCUCAGUGAGGAAGAUGAGGGACAGGAACCCUAAGGUGGCAGAAAUCCCCUUCAACUCCACCAACAAAUAUCAGCUCUCCAUCCACGAGAGGGAAGACAGUCCCCAGAGCCAUGUGCUGGUGAUGAAAGGCGCCCCAGAGCGCAUCCUGGACCGAUGCUCCACCAUCCUGGUACAGGGCAAGGAGAUCCCUCUUGACAAGGAGAUGCAAGAUGCUUUUCAAAACGCCUACAUGGAGCUGGGAGGACUUGGGGAACGAGUGCUGGGCUUCUGUCAGCUGAACCUGCCUUCUGGAAAGUUUCCUCGGGGCUUCAAAUUUGAUACAGAUGAGCUGAACUUUCCCACAGAGAAGCUCUGUUUUGUGGGGCUCAUGUCUAUGAUUGAUCCCCCCAGAGCAGCCGUGCCGGAUGCCGUGGGCAAGUGCCGAAGCGCGGGCAUCAAGGUGAUCAUGGUGACCGGGGAUCACCCCAUCACAGCUAAGGCCAUUGCCAAAGGUGUGGGCAUCAUAUCAGAGGGUAACGAGACUGUGGAAGACAUUGCAGCCAGGCUCAACAUUCCUGUGAGUCAAGUCAAUCCCAGAGAAGCCAAGGCGUGUGUAGUGCACGGCUCAGACCUGAAGGACAUGACGUCAGAGCAGCUGGAUGAGAUCCUCAGGGACCACACGGAGAUUGUCUUUGCCCGGACCUCCCCUCAGCAGAAGCUUAUCAUUGUGGAAGGGUGUCAGAGGCAGGGAGCCAUUGUGGCAGUGACUGGUGACGGGGUGAACGACUCCCCCGCGCUGAAGAAGGCUGACAUUGGCAUUGCCAUGGGCAUCUCCGGCUCCGAUGUCUCUAAGCAGGCGGCUGACAUGAUCCUUCUCGACGACAACUUUGCCUCCAUUGUGACAGGCGUGGAGGAGGGCCGCCUGAUCUUUGACAACUUGAAGAAGUCCAUCGCAUACACCCUGACCAGCAACAUCCCUGAGAUCACCCCCUUCCUGCUGUUCAUCAUUGCCAACAUCCCCCUUCCACUGGGCACUGUGACCAUCCUCUGCAUCGACCUGGGGACAGAUAUGGUUCCUGCUAUCUCAUUAGCAUACGAAGCAGCUGAGAGUGACAUCAUGAAGAGGCAGCCACGAAACUCCCAGACAGACAAGCUGGUGAACGAGAGGCUUAUCAGCAUGGCUUACGGACAGAUUGGCAUGAUCCAGGCUCUGGGUGGCUUCUUUACCUACUUUGUGAUACUGGCAGAGAAUGGGUUUCUACCAUCGCGGCUGCUAGGGAUCCGCCUGGACUGGGAUGAUCGGACUACCAACGACCUGGAGGACAGCUAUGGACAAGAGUGGACCUACGAGCAGCGGAAGGUGGUGGAGUUCACAUGCCACACGGCCUUCUUCGCUAGCAUCGUGGUUGUGCAGUGGGCUGACCUCAUCAUCUGCAAGACCCGUCGCAACUCAGUGUUCCAGCAGGGCAUGAAGAACAAGAUCCUGAUUUUUGGGCUGCUAGAAGAGACGGCUUUGGCUGCCUUUCUGUCUUACUGCCCGGGCAUGGGGGUUGCCCUCCGGAUGUACCCACUCAAGGUCACGUGGUGGUUCUGUGCCUUCCCCUACAGUCUCCUCAUCUUCAUCUAUGAUGAAGUUCGGAAGCUCAUCCUACGGCGGUACCCUGGGGGCUGGGUGGAGAAGGAGACGUACUACUGAGCUCAGCGGCAAAGGAAGAACGAGGGGCAGGGGGAGAUGGGGUGCUCCGGAGGGGUUGCUGGGGGUUGUGGUGAAGGGAGGGACUGGGGAGUCAGAAGGAGGCACCUGAGGGAACUAAGAUGGCAGCCUUGGGUAAAUAAACUUGAGGAGACUGCUCCAGCUGCUCCACAGGUCCCGCUGUGAACCCUGGGACAGAUCACCUCUUCAGAUCCUUCCCAUCCCACUCUGCUACAUUUUCCGAAAAACUAGGGGUCACCCCAGCCCUUCACCCUCACCUGUAUUAUUCAAACAGAUCGACACCCAAAGGUUAAUCCCGGCUAACCCAUGAGGAAAGCCUCUCAGGUCACCAAGUGUCAGUGACCCUUGGCUGCAUUCCUCUUCCCAUUCUCGCCUCCCUUCCCUUCCUACCCUGCCCCCCCCCUCACACCUUGAAAACACAAAAUUCUCCUUCUGUGAGUACAAGAGCCUGGGGCCAGAAAAGGAAGCCAGGCGGAGAGAUUAGGUCUGUCUCCCAGCCAAGGCCAGUCAGGAACCAGAGGGGAGCUGGGCUGGCAAGGAAAGGUUGGGGUGUGCUGGCUGAAGGAGAGAAAGGAGAGAAAGGAAAGAAGGAAAGAAGGAAGGAGAGAAAGAAAGAAAGGAAGGAAGAAAGAAAGAAAGAAAGAAAGAAAGAAAGAAAGAAAGAAAGAAAGAAAGAAAGAAAGAAAGAAAGAAAGAAAGAAAGAAAGAAAGGAAAGAAAGACCACAGGUUUGUCAUCUUCAGCCUCCAGGUAGGUGGGGUAGGCUCUGGCUCUGUGUCCUGCCUUUAGAGACUAGCACACCAGCAAACCAAAUUCCCAUCUCGUCAGAGUAGCAGUAAGGGCAAGCCCAGGGGGGUAGUGUGCCACCCAGUGACCCAUUGAUCCUUGGGUAAUGGUCCUCUCUGUCCAUAAGGCUCAGGAGUCACAGAAGGUCCAGCUAUCUCAACCCCACACUCUUGGGAACACCUCCCCGCCUUUUUAGAACAGUAAGUUCUCUGUGGCCUCACACUGUUCUGAGAGCCCCAUUAGCUGCCACUUCUCCCUGUGCUCUCUCAUUCCCUUCUGCUUCCUGCACAUCUGCUGAACCCACGUCAUUUCCGGUACUGCCUAGUUAGUCCUGGAAAAGGCUCUCUUGGCCAUUGGCAGGAAUCAGUGUAGAAAAGUUUCCAGGACAUCCCUGGCUUUCCAGAGCAUGCAGAAUCAGCGUAGCUCAUGACACUGUCAGACACUUUAGACAUGAGAGAAAUUCUUAAGAGACCUAUGCCUUUGGCCUCUCAGAUGGCACGGCCGCUGUACACAGGGAAGUGUUCACUUUCCUUGAGACGGGAAGCUGGCUUCAGGUUCCUAUGGAAUAGAGUUUUCUUUCCUUAUUCCCUUUUCACCUAACAGUUUUGCUCUUCGGACAGCUGCCCAUUCCCUAAGCCUCGCCUAGAAACCAUAGCAUAGAUGUACCUAGAUGAAUGAGCCAAGCAACUGAGAAACAGCAAGGAAACUGGAAGGCUUGAGGUGGGAAUAUGAAGGUCAAGACAAGAAUUAGGGAGCUGAAAAGAUGGCUCAUCAGUUGACUGCUCUUCCAGAGGUCCUGAGUUCAAUUCCCAGCAACCACAUGAUAGCUCGCAACCAUCUAUAAUAGGAUCCAAACACUCUUCUGGUGUGUCUGAAGACAGCUACAGUGUACUCAUAAUAAAUAAAGUAAAUAAAUUAAAAAAAAAAGAAAAAGACAAGCAUUAGGCCAGGGCCACGGGCCUCCCAAGGGCAACUGUCUCACCACAGUGGAGUUUUGCUUUACCCAUAAAUACCUUGAACUUUUUCAGUCAUGUGUGGCCUUCAGUUGGAAGUCUAAAUGGGACACCAUAUUUAUUUGGGCCUGAUUAAUUUGAGAUCAUUGACUUUGAACAAAAGUUUACCUCCCGCACAAUCAAUAAAGUCAUCUGGUCGGUAAAUGAAGAGCAUAAACAAUAUUGUUAGGAGCGGUAUACUUAGUCUCAGAGUAUGCUUCUCGAGCACUUUAGAAAUCUCCCUCUAGAAUCAGCAAGUUCACCGGCUAAUUAUUCUCAGCCCUGAUCUAUCUGUUAAAGGAACGUCUACAAGGUCUUUACUAGCGACCUUCUGUGAGACAUUAGUUUGAGGCAGUACAUGUGUACUUGAAAAUAAUAAAGUUGCAUUUCUUUAUGAAAAAUGACAAGAGAAACUGCUCCCAUGGUUGAUUUCUAUACUUAACAUUGGCCUUCCCCUCAGACUGUGGUACUGGAUGUGUGCAUGGAAGGACUUGGCUUGCUAAGGGAACUCGAGCGGCAGGGAAGUAAUCCUGCCACAGACCAUGCUCUAAAGGGGAGAAAGUUAAAUUUAUAUAUCCUCGUCCUCGUAGCCAGGCCCACCGGGAGCCAUAAGGGUUUGUCCAAGACAGGGAAGAGUGGCUAAGGGUCCAUGACAGGCAAGGACAUUUCAAUUAUUUUUUCUGUUUCAGACAAAAUCAGUCCACUCCCAAUCUUAGGGGCAUGGAAUAGAGGUUUUGUUCUGGGGCCACAACAGCCAAGUCAGUGCUGACCAAUAGCGUAUACUGUACCCAGCGCCAUCUUUAGGGAAUGAGGUAAAAUGCAGACAUCAUUGAGGUCUCCCUGAGUAGGUAUCUGAGACCUUUUCGCAGAGCAUGCAUGUGGUGGGCAGAAGGUGAGACACUGUGCACUGAGGUGAGGAGCAAGAUGGUGAACAUUCCUGCAGGAGUCGGUGGGGAUGGGAGACAGGGGGACGCUGGCUCUUACAACCCACUCUCAAGUCUCAGCCUAACCAUGAAAAGCCUGCCCCAGUCCAAGACGUGUACCGGCCCCUUUAUUACAACUCUCACUGUAGUCAUGGUGACGGUGCUUGUCUCAGAGGUUGUCAGGGUGACGGCUGCUCCCUCGGAGUCUUUAAAAACAUCAGUUUUCUUUGUAAUGGUUAAGAAUAAACCCGGAUUAAAGUUUACUUUGACCGCA
This is a messenger RNA of Mus musculus (house mouse), 6227 nucleotides long. It is a transcript of the gene Atp1a2, whose product is annotated as ATPase, Na+/K+ transporting, alpha 2 polypeptide. The record is from RefSeq and is marked validated. Bases 173 to 3235 code for a protein of 1020 amino acids. Gene Ontology annotation, biological process: regulation of cardiac muscle cell contraction; regulation of striated muscle contraction; proton transmembrane transport. The transcript is spliced from 23 exons. Gene Ontology annotation, cellular component: intercalated disc; membrane; sarcolemma. Gene Ontology annotation, molecular function: steroid binding; P-type sodium:potassium-exchanging transporter activity; potassium ion binding. Lineage: Eukaryota; Metazoa; Chordata; Mammalia; Rodentia; Muridae.